This is a messenger RNA of Eremothecium sinecaudum, 2655 nucleotides long. It is a transcript of the gene RRN6, whose product is annotated as Rrn6p. The transcript has a single exon. Gene Ontology annotation, molecular function: RNA polymerase I transcription regulatory region sequence-specific DNA binding; RNA polymerase I general transcription initiation factor binding. NCBI's taxonomy places the organism in Eukaryota, Fungi, Ascomycota, Saccharomycetes, Saccharomycetales, Saccharomycetaceae. Gene Ontology annotation, cellular component: RNA polymerase I core factor complex. The record is from RefSeq and is a predicted model, not a curated record. Gene Ontology annotation, biological process: nucleolar large rRNA transcription by RNA polymerase I. The coding region runs from base 1 to 2655 and encodes 884 amino acids.
AUGGCUGGUGAGGAUAGUUUACUACCGCAGCGUGAUGAUAUUGGUAUUCAACUGGGUAUUGGAAUUUCUUCUUCGAACCUGUACGUACCUGCAGAUUCAAGGUUAUCUGACGAACAUAAAACACAAUGGAUUGAAGGUUACAUGGAAACUGGAAUAUCCAAUCUAAGAGCUUUGAGAGUAGUAGAGGGUUCUCAACUAUUAGUUACAGACGCAAAUGGUCCUGUCGGAAACGCUGCCGCUGCAGCUGAGCAUUAUUUGUUAAGCGAUGAGCUACUGGAUGAGGAUGAUGACGAUCCUGUAAAUGAACGAGAACUGCUCUUAGGUGCAACAUUUAAUUCUAGUAAUGCAUGGAACGAUAUUCUGCCAGAGUUGCCACAGCCGUUUGAUGUAUUUAGAAAUGUUACAAUACCGCAGUCGUCGAUGUACAAAGUAAACUUUAAUAAGCCGGUUACAAAUAGAGCGUAUGUUCCAAAGGCACUGAUAUCGAGUUUGUCUAAGAAUGAUCUACCUUUGGGCUCUCAGGAAGAGGCAGAGGCAGAGGCAGAGGCAGCUAAUAAUGAGAGAAAGCAUAGGGACCUUGGUUUUAAAAUUGUGGAUCCCACGAGAACCCAGAUAUUUAAUAUUGGAAGCAUACAGACAGCAUAUGACCUUCGACAAGACAGAGAAGGGAAACAGGUUAUUGCAUUUGCCUCUGGUGAGGCUAAUUCAGUCUUAAACAUUUCGUUACUCUGUCCGCAAGCGCAGAGAGUUGAGGUUAAUGAGGAUAAAGCGACGAUAGAUAACAUAAUUACACUCCAGCUCCAUCAGAACUGUCAACAGUUGGAACUUUUUUCAUCGAUUAAGAGUAUUAAAAUACCAAAGCCUUCAACUGCCCUGAAUAGAUCCUCUAAUAGUAUUUUUGUUUUGACUGAGGUUUGUCUACUGGUUAUACGAAUCCUAUCAAUCGAUUAUGCCUCUGGACGGAUAAACUUGCAGAGGUUGGAGCCUCUAGAGUAUACCCAGUUUGAACAGUUCCCGAUUGUGGAUGUAGCUAUGAAUCCAUGGAACUUGGAUGAGUUUGCUAUUAUAGAUUCCAAGGGUAACUGGUGCAUUGGUGAGAUCGCCAAAAGCAAGAAGAAAGCAAUCAGGUUACGACUAAUGAGGAAAUAUAGCGGGACCAUAUUUGAUCCUGAAGAAGUAUCAAACUGGAAACGUAUAGAAUGGGCAUCUAACCAUACCACAUUGUUUUUGAUUAGCCGAUCCAGCUUUAUAGAAAUGAAUUAUAUGGAAGAUUGGCAAUUAGAAGUUAUCCAGGCCAAGACAUGGUCCAGAUUACAAGAUUAUAAACGUAUAGGUGAAGAUUUAGGCGUCCUUCUUACGACUAAAGAGGUAAUAUUCAUUAAGCACGACAGCUACGGCGUCAAGCGGCUUCUCUCGUGGAAGCACGAGUGGAAUAGCAAAGAUGCAUCAUUAAAGUUCGCUGUUUAUGAAAACUACCAUGGGCGAGAACAAGUGAUUUAUGUUGCUUUAUAUUCCAGAAUGUCCCCAAUGGUAGUGAGUAACCACUUCUGGAUGAAGAACAACGUUUUCCAGGCAUCGAGAACUCCGCACUUACUUGAACUACCAAACAUAUCCACAGGCAUCAAUUGCAUUGUUUUCCCAGAAUAUUUUGAAACUCAUGAAAGUGACGAUGUAUUCAUACCAAUUUAUGUAAGAGCACUGAAGGGUAGUAGGAUUUGGAGAUAUCUAUUGAGUAAUAAAGCCUGCAAGAUAUACCCAGUAAAGGAAUAUGAUACCCUACCUCAUCUUGAAGCAGUCCACGGUUAUAUCACAGAAUCCUGCUCAAAAGAUGAAGAAGAACUCCUGUCCCAAGUUGUUGCGAAGUUUUCGGAUUCACUGCCCAAUAAGCAGGAGAACUAUGAUUCAUCUAUCGAAUACCUCAAAUUUCAAGAAUAUGGUUACCAGUUGUCAGAGAUGAUGAAUAAAACAAUAGAGGGCUGGAAACGUGAAGAAGAAGAAGAAGAGCAGACUUUCAAACCUGCUAGUCAUGUGGGCAAUCUGUCAGAAAUAACCAAAGGUCCCGGGUAUUUUGAGAAUGUGGAAGAGUUUAGCUCUUUAUUACAGCAAUUCAUCGAAUACUACGAAAAUCAUGGUAUUACGUUCAACAGACUAAAGACCAUUUCUAAACUUCUCAUUAAAGAACCUGUGGAUUCCUUUGACAUACUGCAUAGCAAACUUCUGCAAUGUUGGGAACCAAUCUCUGACAACGCGAUUCCAAUUGCCAUUGAAAUUAUUAAAUAUGUCGCACUAGACAGUAUGGCUUUUUAUAAUUUGACAAAGCUUAAGGAGAUUGAUCCGAAUGUAUACGGUGAGCUAUCAAGUACAUGUCAAGAAGUUUUUGACCUGUGGGAUGAGGAUGAGAUGUCUUAUCCAGAUACUCAAACAACUCAAAAUCAAGAAGAUACAGCCCUUUCAUCCAUUAGGCCAUCUUCGUCACAAAUUCCCCCUACUAUAAGGUCUUCUCAACCCUCUGGACAGACUUUAAGAAGCAGUUUACCAGAUUCAAUGUCACCGGCGUUUUCUUUACUCUCCCAACAAUCGCAACCGAUUGCUAGUAAUAAUAGUCAAUCCAAAACAUACAAAAGGAAGAAAAGACGUGUUCGUGGAUUCGGCUAG